ACUAAAAGAAUGCAUUACCUACAUGAAUUCGGAAAAACAGAGGCUUGAAUUGCAAAAUAAUUAUUCUCACUAGUAAUAGUCUACAGAUCGCAGUAAUGAGUUACGCGUCAUAUUGUUUUGGUCCUAGCAAGGCUCAGAUCUACCACCAACUAAAAGGUACUACAUUUUGAGACACAUGAAGAUAUUUCUACAGCGAACAAAGAUAACUGACUACAUAUAAGCUACAAAGGAAAUCAAGAAAAGGAUCCAGUAGAUGUAGACAAUAGUAUAGUCUAAAACCCUAUAAAAAGAAGAAAGAAAGAAAGAAAGAAAAACGGGCGACAAGCAGUGAGCAGCCAUGAAGUCAUUUCUCAGCCUUGGUAUGGGGAAACCGGCCCCAGUGUUGGAAUCCCCAAAGCCUGCGAGUGGCAUUCUUCCACACGGGGAAGAAGACGCCCUUGCAAAUCUGUGGGUUGACAUUAUUAAAUCAGAGACGGCAUGUUGCAAGCUUAUCAGUGAAGUGAGGAACUACAGGGAUUCCAUCAAGGAGGUACAAGAAGCUGAGGAAAAGUUGUUGAAAGACUUAGGGGCCUCUGGCCUUGGAGCAGUUUCUCCCCAACUGCAGCAGGCUAGUGAUGAGUAUCUCUCCGUAGUAAUUGAGAUGAAAAACAAGAGCGAAGAAACAAGCGCAGGCGUGCAGGAGGUGUUAGGAGAUCCCAUCAAGCAGUAUCAUGCGCUCUUUGAGCCUCUGGAUGCUCUGCGAAAGCGUCGGGAUGCUCAGUUAAUGGUUGUGCAAAAGUGCCAGGACAAGCUGGAUAAACUGAAAUUGAAGGGAAAACGCAACACUGAUGUCAUUGUAGAACGCGAGUCAGCCAUGGCC
Molecule: messenger RNA, 859 nt
Organism: Penaeus monodon (black tiger shrimp)
Lineage: Eukaryota; Metazoa; Arthropoda; Malacostraca; Decapoda; Penaeidae
Product: protein hob3-like
Biological process (GO): endocytosis; plasma membrane tubulation; actin cortical patch localization
Cellular component (GO): actin cortical patch
Molecular function (GO): lipid binding
Source: RefSeq, a predicted model, not a curated record